Messenger RNA from Sparassis crispa, 1338 nucleotides. RefSeq lists its product as hypothetical. The record is from RefSeq and is a predicted model, not a curated record. The transcript has 2 exons. The coding region runs from base 1 to 1338 and encodes 445 amino acids. NCBI's taxonomy places the organism in Eukaryota, Fungi, Basidiomycota, Agaricomycetes, Polyporales, Sparassidaceae.
AUGUCUUUGUUGUCACUCAACGACGACAUCAUGCAGACCAUCUUGUCAUGGGUUUCACCCCUCGAAGUUCUCCACCUUGGACGAACCUGUCGCGGUGUCUACGCUGCGGCUAUCCCUUACUUCCUCUCUGAAGUCACAAUCAGAGAUGCACAACAGCUGGCUAGCUUCUCGAGGUUUAUACUCGCUGACAUCGUCCACCCCCCGCGUUACCUGAAGGCGCUCACUCUCAGGGACACUUGCUUUGACUACGUUUCCACCGAACGCAGGCGGGUUAAGCAGGACUUUUCCAGUGCUGCUGCAUUCGCUGAAGUACUGCAGCGCGCAGUCUGUCUGCAGUCGUUGGAGGUCCAGUGCUUCGAGACAUUCGUAGGCGACGCGGCACUUAGGGACGCACUGGCAAUGCACACGGGUCUUCAGCGCGUUUCGUUCUCUGAAAUCGGUGUGCAGUCUUUUGAGCUCAUACCUCGGAUGGCCAGUAGCCCAAGAUAUCUCGAACUUGGCCAAUUUGUUGGAAAUAGUCGCAACCCCCCCGUCGGCGGCCCUAGGGUCCGCAUGCUUCAGAAAUAUACCGACUCGCUCGAGGUGCUUAAGCUGCGGUCUUUCGUGCCCUGGCUUGAGACACUCGAUUUCGAUGCUGUCUGGUCGCAUGUACAUACUCUGCACGUUAUCCAUGCACGGACUGCGUUCUCGCACUUUGAGCGUGCAUUCCCUAAUCUUCGAGAGUUCCGUUGCCUACUCUUCCAUACUCGGGAAGAUAGCGAUCAUCAUUUCGACGCCAAAAAGUUGGAACGGUCGCCCCGAUGGGAGAUGCUCGACUACGUCGAGACUGCAAGUGCGCUCCCACUGCUCUGCCCGGUUCGCCGGCUGUCCUUCUACGAGCCCUAUUACUGUUCGAGGGCAAGGGUUCAGGAUGUAGCGGACAUGGUCCAUCGCACUUCGCCAGUAGUGCUCUGCUUCCCUGCACGGCUCGUUACCAAUGACGUCAGACUCUCGGACGCGGCUCCAAACUUGAAGUACUUACAUCUCUAUGACAAAGGCUUCGAUCGCAUGACGAUCAAUUCGUCAAUUGAGUCGGUUUUGAUUUCCCUCUCUAACUCUCUUCGUACGCUGCCUCUUGUCGGAAUUCUAUUUACAUUUACCGCGAGGACGCCUUUCGAACCAGCACGCGGUGAUGAGCGUGUUAUGCAGAUGGUCCAGGACGUUGCCAGCACUAUCCCCUCAUUGGAAUACGUCGGACUCGCUCGGAUUUUCUCCUGGUUCAGGGUUAUAUCGCGGGCGGGUGGCGUACCUCAGCUUGAAAGGCUUUCACCGCACGAGGGUAGCAAAGUUGAACAUUAG